UUCAUUCAGAAAUCAAUUCCCCAACCAAAAUAAGCAAUAUAAUUAUUUUUUAUUAUUGCAUUUUACUAAGAAUUAAAUAUAACUAAUUUUUAAAAACGUUUCAUUCGUUUAGUGUAAAUUCCUCUGUGUAUUAAAAACCUUAAACAUGUACGAGCAAGAUGAAGAUCAAUUUGACGAUGAAGAUUCUGAAGAAAUCAGUGCCGAACUGUGGCAAGAAGCCUGUUGGAUUGUUAUCAACGCUUAUUUUGACGAGAAAGGCUUGGUGCGACAACAACUGGAUAGUUUUGAUGAAUUCAUUCAAAUGUCUGUCCAAAGAAUCGUUGAAGAUUCACCACAAAUUGACUUGCAGGCAGAGGCACAACACACAUCUGGUGAAAUUGAAAAUCCUCCCAGGUACUUGCUGAAGUUUGAACAAAUUUAUCUUUCAAAACCAACACAUUGGGAAAAAGAUGGUGCUCCAUCGCCUAUGAUGCCGAACGAAGCUAGACUGAGAAAUUUGACUUAUUCUGCACCCUUAUAUGUAGAUAUAACAAAAACUAUUGUUAAGGAAGGGGAUGAUCCUAUUGAAACGCAGCACCAGAAAACUUUCAUUGGUAAAAUUCCUAUUAUGUUGCGUUCAACUUACUGUUUAUUGAGUGGACUGACGGAUCGUGAUUUGACUGAGUUGAACGAGUGUCCAUUGGACCCUGGUGGUUACUUUAUCAUAAACGGAUCAGAAAAAGUAUUAAUCGCUCAAGAAAAAAUGGCUACGAAUACAGUAUAUGUAUUUUCAAUGAAAGACGGCAAAUAUGCAUACAAAUCGGAAAUUCGCUCCUGUUUAGAACACAGUUCAAGACCGACGUCUACUUUAUGGGUGAAUAUGAUGGCGAGAGGUGGCCAAGCUAUCAAAAAGGCUGCUAUUGGUCAGCGUAUCAUCGCGAUUUUGCCUUACAUCAAACAAGAAAUCCCUAUCAUGAUUGUGUUUAGAGCCCUGGGUUUCGUAGCCGAUAGAGAUAUUUUGGAACACAUUAUCUAUGACUUUGACGACCCUGAAUUGAUGGAAAUGGUAAAGCCUUCUCUUGACGAAGCUUUUGUGAUACAAGAGCAAAAUGUAGCGCUCAACUUCAUUGGUGCAAGAGGUGCUAGACCGGGUGUGACCAAGGAGAAACGUAUAAAAUAUGCAAGGGAAAUUUUACAGAAAGAAAUGUUGCCCCAUGUUGGUGUGUCUGAUUUUUGUGAGACAAAAAAGGCGUAUUUCUUGGGGUAUAUGGUUCAUCGGCUACUAUUAGCUGCUUUGGGUAGGAGAGAGUUAGACGACAGAGAUCAUUACGGUAACAAAAGGUUGGAUUUGGCAGGUCCGCUAUUGGCUUUCUUAUUUAGAGGCUUAUUUAAAAACCUUAUGAAAGAAGUACGGAUGUACGCCCAAAAAUUCAUAGACAGAGGCAAAGAUUUCAAUCUGGAUUUAGCCAUAAAAACAAAACUUAUCACCGACGGCUUACGGUACUCACUCGCUACAGGAAAUUGGGGCGAUCAGAAAAAAGCCCAUCAAGCGAGAGCCGGGGUAUCUCAGGUAUUGAACCGUUUGACUUUUGCUUCGACUUUAUCCCAUUUGCGACGUGUUAAUUCCCCGAUCGGUAGAGACGGCAAACUUGCCAAACCUCGUCAAUUACACAAUACCCUAUGGGGUAUGAUUUGUCCCGCUGAAACCCCGGAAGGCGCCGCAGUAGGUCUGGUGAAGAAUCUCGCACUUAUGGCUUAUAUUUCUGUCGGAUCUCAACCCUCUCCCAUUCUGGAGUUCUUGGAGGAGUGGUCUAUGGAGAACUUGGAGGAAAUCGCACCUUCUGCUAUAGCGAAUGCCACGAAGAUAUUCGUCAACGGGUGCUGGGUCGGCAUCCACAGAGAUCCGGAACAGCUUAUGGCUACACUCAGAAAGCUCCGACGUCAGAUGGAUAUUAUAGUGUCGGAGGUGUCGAUGAUCAGAGACAUCCGAGACAGGGAAAUUAGGAUCUACACAGAUGCGGGAAGGAUUUGCAGGCCUCUGCUCAUCGUGGAGAAUGGGCAGUUGCUUUUAAAGAAACGUCAUAUCGACAUGUUGAAGGAGAGAGAAUAUAACAACUAUGGUUGGCAGGUGCUUGUGGCAUCAGGUGUGGUAGAGUACAUCGACACUCUAGAAGAAGAAACCGUAAUGAUAGCAAUGAACCCUGAAGAUCUGCGACAGGAAAAAGAAUACGCCUACUGUACAACCUACACUCACUGCGAGAUCCACCCGGCCAUGAUCCUAGGCGUGUGCGCCUCUAUCAUACCCUUCCCCGAUCACAACCAGAGCCCCAGGAACACCUACCAGAGUGCUAUGGGUAAACAGGCUAUGGGGGUUUACAUUACGAACUUCCACGUGCGGAUGGAUACCCUGGCUCAUGUACUGUACUAUCCGCAUAAGCCGUUAGUAACCACCAGGUCUAUGGAGUACCUUCGGUUCAGAGAGUUGCCGGCUGGAAUUAACAGUAUUGUCGCUAUUGCCUGUUAUACGGGGUAUAAUCAGGAAGAUUCGGUCAUCUUGAACGCUUCGGCGGUGGAAAGAGGAUUCUUCAGGUCCGUGUUCUACCGUUCAUAUAAAGAUGCCGAGUCUAAACGUAUCGGGGAUCAAGAAGAACAAUUCGAGAAGCCCACAAGGCAAACCUGCCAGGGCAUGAGGAACGCAUUGUAUGACAAACUCGACGAAGACGGUAUUAUUUCGCCUGGAAUUCGUGUCUCUGGCGACGAUGUGGUGAUAGGAAAAACAAUGACGCUACCCGAGAACGACGACGAGUUGGACGGGACGACGAAGAGGUACACUAAAAGAGACGCGUCCACGUUCUUGCGUAACAGCGAAACUGGCGUCGUGGAUCAGGUCAUGUUGACGUUAAACUCGGAGGGAUAUAAAUUUUGUAAGAUUAGGGUGAGAUCCGUCCGUAUUCCGCAAAUCGGGGACAAGUUUGCUUCUCGACACGGACAGAAAGGUACCUGCGGUAUCCAGUAUCGACAGGAGGACAUGAUUUUCAGUUGCGAAGGAAUAACCCCCGACAUCAUAAUCAACCCCCACGCUAUUCCCUCUCGUAUGACAAUUGGUCACUUGAUCGAGUGCAUCCAAGGGAAAGUAUCGUCCAACAAGGGCGAAAUCGGUGACGCUACCCCCUUCAACGAUGCGGUAAAUGUACAGAAAAUCUCGACCCUCCUCCAGGAAUACGGCUACCAACUGAGAGGAAACGAGGUCAUGUACAACGGUCACACCGGUAGGAAAAUCAACGCCCAGAUCUUCUUAGGGCCCACUUACUACCAGAGACUGAAGCACAUGGUAGACGACAAAAUCCAUUCGAGGGCCAGGGGCCCCCUGCAGAUCCUCGUCAGGCAGCCUAUGGAGGGUAGGGCGAGAGACGGAGGUCUGCGUUUCGGGGAGAUGGAACGGGACUGUCAAAUUUCGCACGGAGCGGCUCAGUUUUUGCGGGAGAGGCUGUUCGAAGUGUCGGAUCCCUACAGGAUUCACGUCUGUAACUUCUGCGGGCUGAUCGCUAUAGCUAACAUGAGGAAUAACACCUUCGAGUGCAAGGGGUGCAAGAAUAAGACGCAGAUUUCGCAGGUUAGGCUGCCGUACGCCGCGAAGUUACUGUUCCAGGAGCUCAUGUCUAUGAAUAUAGCGCCGCGAUUGAUGGUUCUGUAAUUAUCUACUUUAGAAAUUAUGUUUGACUCAAGAAUGUUCAUAGUUUUGUAUCAAGUGUUUUAUGUUUUUACCGUUUCGUAUUCCUUCUUGUACCGGUUACAAAUAUGUAAGAAAUAAAAUAUUUUAAUCAA
Anoplophora glabripennis (Asian longhorned beetle) is the source of this 3804-nucleotide messenger RNA. RefSeq names its product DNA-directed RNA polymerase II subunit RPB2 (gene RpII140). Bases 146 to 3673 code for a protein of 1175 amino acids. Gene Ontology annotation, cellular component: RNA polymerase II, core complex. The record is from RefSeq and is a predicted model, not a curated record. Gene Ontology annotation, molecular function: ribonucleoside binding; DNA-directed RNA polymerase activity; DNA binding. Lineage: Eukaryota; Metazoa; Arthropoda; Insecta; Coleoptera; Cerambycidae. The transcript has 9 exons. Gene Ontology annotation, biological process: DNA-templated transcription.